AGCUUCCGGUGCAGGGAGGCGGCCCUGACCUCUAGCUAAGAGAAGCUAAUUCUAAGCUAAGAAGUUGACUCACGUGGCCCACGACGACGCUGUCAAUCAACAAAAAUACGCGACGUGGACGGACACAGGUGACGCUCGUGAGUGAGUGAGUUUACGUCACGCGGGUCCUCCUCACGCCGUCCUUCUGCUUCCGGGGUGACAUAAUUUGCUUGUCGCUUGCUAGCAGGCUACGGGACAGUCCAUCGAGGAGCACCUCGCCGAGGACCCGGAGCUAGCAGCCAUCAAGGCUAGAGUUCAGGAGCUGGAAAUGGAAGAAGAGACUGAAAGAAUGAAGGAAGAGGGAGUAGAAGAGGAGGACAGGUGUGAUGGUGAGGAGAUGCAGCUGCUGACCAGUAGCCCCCGGCCUGGCCCGUUCUACAACAUGACACCUGAGGAAAGGAUGGAUGCAGACAACAGGUCAAUCUAUGUAGGAAAUGUGGACUAUGGAGCUACUGCAGAUGAGUUGGAGAUCCAUUUUAAUGGCUGUGGUCCUGUCAACCGUGUUACCAUACUCUGCGACAGGUUCUCGGGUCACCCAAAAGGCUUUGCUUACAUUGAGUUCUCCGAUCGCAACUCCGUGCAGAGUGCUAUUGCCCUGCACGAGACGUUGUUCAGAGGAAGAGUUCUCAAGGUGUUGCCCAAAAGGACCAACAUGCCUGGCAUCAGCACCACUGACAGGGGAGGCCACCGAGGUGGCCACUCAAGAGGCCGAGGGCGAGGCUUUCAGCCCCCCAGGGGACAGCCUGGCUCUCGAGGCAGGUUUCGCUACCAGUCCACGAGACCACAGCACCAGAACCCCCAUCCUUACUAUGGAGGCCCCCCGGUAGGGAAGAGACAGUGGGGCCACCUGGAUUAUCACGAACAGACGUCCAAACGCUACCCUUGUCUUCUCCUCAUCACCCCACCUUCAGAGGAAAUGGGAGCCGGGGCCAGCGGACAGCACUACCCCCAACAGCGCUAGUGACCCUGCUUGUUUACAAAGCGGGUGUAUAAACUGAUUUGAAACGGAGUUGGGUUCACUGCUUUGUCUGCAUCAGUCCUUUAGAUAAUUUUAAGCAUGUGCAAAUGCAUGAUCGGGUGACCAUCAUGUAUUCAUGCCGCUGUGUCCUACCAUUUUUACAAACUAAUGAAAGUGUUUUGUUUGUGCUCGCUUGUAUAAAUCCUUUUCUUUUAACUUAUACAUCCUUUGCUUUAUGUGAACAAAUAAAGAAAAUUCUGACGCUUCA
Phyllopteryx taeniolatus (common seadragon) is the source of this 1265-nucleotide messenger RNA. RefSeq names its product PABPN1 like, cytoplasmic (gene pabpn1l). Gene Ontology annotation, molecular function: RNA binding. NCBI's taxonomy places the organism in Eukaryota, Metazoa, Chordata, Actinopteri, Syngnathiformes, Syngnathidae. The record is from RefSeq and is a predicted model, not a curated record. The transcript is spliced from 7 exons. The coding region runs from base 308 to 1000 and encodes 230 amino acids.